AGAGCGAUUUAAUCGACUCUGAACCCAUCACAAUCAAUCAACUUUAUUGUAAUCUUUCCUACAACAAAAUAAAAUAUAACAUUAUUUGAAAGAAAUAAAAUGUGCGUCUAAACAUCCCAUCGAAAACAGUUCUUAUCUGUUUUAAUAAAAGGAAAGGCUGUGCCUGACGUGUCAAGCUUGAAUCUAUUUAGAUUCGUGUCUACUUCUUUUCUUAGAAAUUCUGUUGAUACGCGCCCUGAGAACUUUUAUUGUUUCACUGACAUAGAUUCUUUAAAUGUAUAAAUUUAAACCAAUUAAUUCAUUGACUUCAAUGGAUACAUUUCCACUUGUCAAGGCUUUGUUCUCCUUGUCUAAAUUCCUAGGACUAGCUCCCUUCGUUAUGGUAAAUACCAGCGAUGGUUGCGCUUUACGUGUAUCAAGGGGUGCCGUAAUUUACAGCACUGGAAUGCUGAUCCUAAUUUCUGCCUUUCUGAUCGACAGAAUAUCAUUCCGAAAGGAUUUUCAUAUGAGUAGCUGGCCAGUCUCUGUAGCGAACACAGUUUUUCAGCUGUCAACAACCCUCUUCACCUAUUGGGCAUCUUACAUUUCAUGUAUCACAAAUUGUUCGAAUAUGGCUAAAGUUCUGAAACAAAUUUUCACGUCAGUUUUCUCACAAAAUGUCUUGCUGCUCAAGUACAAAUUAUUUAAUUUCAUACUUGCGUUCCAAAUAUUUGGAGGGUUUAUAACCUUCGGCGUGCUCUAUUACAUUGAGUGGUGCCACGACUUGUAUCCUGACUACAGCGAGAUGAUCCCGUACAUCGUAAUAGACUGCUGCGAUUAUGUGUACGUACUGCAGCUCAUAGAUCUGGUCCUCUUGUUGGGACAUUACUUCGACGUUCUCGGUUCUAGAAUUCACAAAUUAUGUAAAGAUGACGAGGACUUGAUUUCGGUCAAGCGAAAUACAAUCGUCUCUCUUAGCCACUAUGGAAUUUCGUACGAGAAGACUUCAAAAAUAUCGUCUCGUGUCAAGAUCCAGGAACUCAGUUGUCUGUAUAAUUCUCUUUGUGAUACUGCAGAAUUAGUUAACAGUAUUUAUUCAUUUAUGAUAUUAGUGAACAGUGCGGGGGCGCUUGUUGGAAUCACUUAUGGUUUAUACAUUGCAUCUAUCACGAUAUUUGAUAGAAUUAAUGCGCAUGAUCGGGAACUGAAUCCUCUUUUACCGACGCUGUCAUGGAGUGCUUUCUACGUGACGAUGCUUGUGUGCGUAGUCACUUCCUGCAGCUCAACAUGUCGCAAGGCAAAUCGAACUGCUGUUCUGGUCCACAAGCUACUGAGCAAGACCAGAGACCCUGGAGUAAAGGAAGAACUCCAACUGUUUUCACUGCAGCUGCUACAUCGGAAAGUCCAGUUCACUGCUUGCGGGUUUUUCCCGCUAGACUUCACUCUCCUGUAUUCUAUCAUCGGAGCGGUGACCACGUACUUGGUGAUCUUAAUACAGUUUCAGCUCUCCUUCGCGAACCCGAAACAGAAUGGUACCGUCUCAGCUGUUUUGCCUGUCAGCACGAGUUCAGAUCUCUUCACACCAACUCUGCCUCCGUAGAUUAAACCAUGUGGUGAUCCGUCAAGUCUCAGCUUACAAUUUAAAACAGGCCGAGAGGAUAAAUGUUCAAUGUCUCGAGUUUUCUAUCUUAUUCAGUCCGCCAUUAAUGUAUCUUGUUCUGGUUUUCUUUCAAGCGCUUGGGAUGAGAAAGUGUGCUGUGCAUUAACCGACUAAGGACCAGCUACUGUUUUCAUUUUGUAGACUUUGUAAAAACACUUAAAUGGAAUACAGUUACGAUCAAAAUAAAGAUAUGGAAUAGGACGAAGAAAAAUGAAAGAAAACUUUAUGUAUUACGAAAUAAAGAGUGAAGUUUUCAAGUAAGAUUUUACAGUGGCUGUUGCAAUGCAGAAAUUAUUAAAAAUCGAAUAAAUUGAGCAUUCCCUUCGAA
This is a messenger RNA of Zootermopsis nevadensis, 1967 nucleotides long. Its product is annotated as putative gustatory receptor 28a. NCBI's taxonomy places the organism in Eukaryota, Metazoa, Arthropoda, Insecta, Blattodea, Termopsidae. Gene Ontology annotation, cellular component: membrane; dendrite; axon. Gene Ontology annotation, biological process: male courtship behavior; sensory perception of taste; chemosensory behavior. The record is from RefSeq and is a predicted model, not a curated record.